AAAGUAGAAGAACCUCAGAAUCCUCACCCAAAAACAAAAAAAAGCUUCCGAAGCAAGCAAGGCAUAUUACGAAAAAAGCACGAAAGUUGACCAAAAACAACACGAAUUUCAAAACAGUGACAGUAUCGAUCAGAGUUGAAUGGCAGCAAGCGCAGGUCUAUACCGGAGAACCCUUCCUCCUCCUUCAAUCGAGUUCGCUUCGCCGGAAGGCAAACAAAUCUUUACGGAAGCUCUUCGGAAUGGAACAAUGGAAGGUUUCUUCAAAUUAAUUUCAUACUAUCAGACUCAAUCAGAUCCUGCUUUUUGUGGUUUAGCUACUCUUUCUGUUGUUCUCAAUGCUCUUGCUAUUGACCCUGGUAGAAAAUGGAAAGGUCCUUGGAGAUGGUUUGAUGAUUCCAUGUUGGAUUGCUGUGAGCCUUUGGACAAGAUUAAAUCACAAGGCAUUACAUUUGGAAAAGUUGAGUGCUUGGCUCGAUGCAAUGGAGCUAAAGUUGAAGCCUUUCGAUCGGAUCAGAGCAACAUUGAUGAUUUCCGCAACCGUGUGAUUUCCUGUUCUUCUUCUGAGGAUUGCCAUGUCAUUGUGUCUUAUCAAAGGACUCAACUCAAUCAGACUGGGAUUGGGCAUUUUUCACCUCUUGGAGGAUACCAUGCUGAAAGGGAUAUGGCCCUUAUAUUGGAUGUUGCUCGAUUCAAAUAUCCUCCUCACUGGGUUCCUGUUACCUUUCUUUGGAAUGCACUGAAUACCAUCGAUCAAGAAACUGGACAACAUAGGGGGUACAUGAUUAUUUCAAAGCUUAACAGGGCACCAUCAAUACUUUAUACUGUGAGUUGUAGACAUGAAGGUUGGAGCAGUGUUGCCAAAUAUCUAACUGAAGACGUCCCUCUUCUUCUAAAAUCUGAGGAUCUAAAGGACAUUCAGGAAGUAUUCUCUGUUGUAUUUAAAUCUCCUCCUAGUGAAUUGAGAGAGUUUAUCACUUGGAUUGCUGAGGUUCGCAGGCAAGAAGAUGGGAAUCUCACUUUGAGCGAGGAGGAGAAAGGAAGGCUGGCUAUCAAGGCAGAUGUACUGGAACAAAUUCGAUCAACCGCGCUCUUCAAACAUGUGACCAGGUGGUUGGAUUCAGAAAGGUCAUGUUGCGAUACCAUUGCAAGCUUUGGUGAGAAAGAUAAGUUAUCAGCACUUGCGGCACGUGUUUGCUGCCAAGGAGCAGAUCUCUUGUCUGGUUGUCGUGUAUCAGGUGCAAAAUGCUGUAGCCAAAUAGAUGUAAAGCAUCUGAAUGUUGAUAGUGAAAAUCCAGUAACAUUGUUUUCCGGAACCUUUACAACUGGGGGCAGUAGUGAACAAGGAGUUGAUAUGUUGGUCCCUUUGUGUCAAAGGAAGCCAAAUAGUUUGUGUCUUUGUAAUGAAGGUCAGUGCAUUGGCAUGCACCCAUCUACUGCAGAUGUCUUGACAGUGCUUUUAUUUGCCUUGCCGUUGCAUACAUGGUCAAGCAUCAAAGAAGAAAAGCUGCGUGUGGAAGCUGCAAGCCUUCUAACAACCAAAGAUCUCCUUCCCUUACUUUCGGAAGAGGUUUUGUUUUUGCGAGAGCAACUUCACUCUCUCAUGACUGAUAAUGGUGCUCCUUCUAACUGAUGAUACUCUUAGUUUUAGCUAAUGUAACGGGUUCCACAAUAAAAUUACAUUCAACCCGGUUUUAGCAUUGGUUAUGUAUUGAACUUGCGUUCAAUACAACAUGCCCAUGUUGUAGUGAUCAUGUUGAACACCAACUAUAUUUGUACCUUUGUGUGAGGAAUUUAAAUUGUAGUAAUGGAGGUCACAUGAAAAGAACAGCAUGUAGACUGCAUUACAAAUUGUUGGAGGAUGAACACUGGUGAAAGGGUUGAAGGACCUUGCGGUCUUGGGCCUUUUAUGUGAAAGGGUGUACUGUUCAUCUCUGAUGUUGUUCAUUUGAAAAAUAAAAUACCGAGAGAUCGAUAUUCAAAAAAAUAAUAUUGUGUUUGGUUA
Molecule: messenger RNA, 2002 nt
Organism: Trifolium pratense (red clover)
Lineage: Eukaryota; Viridiplantae; Streptophyta; Magnoliopsida; Fabales; Fabaceae
Product: glutathione gamma-glutamylcysteinyltransferase 3-like
Exons: 7
Coding region: 140-1630 (496 amino acids)
Biological process (GO): phytochelatin biosynthetic process; cellular detoxification of cadmium ion; detoxification of copper ion
Molecular function (GO): glutathione gamma-glutamylcysteinyltransferase activity; metal ion binding
Source: RefSeq, a predicted model, not a curated record